CUGCAAAUUAGAAUUUGUAAUUUUAUUUUAAGUAGGAACACACUAGGAUUUCUAUGUACUACAUGGUGAUUAAUAAACUAUACAACAAACCGCAGUACAAAAAACUCUUCAUUGAGUUCGCGUUAAAAUGAAAUAAAAAUAAUUGAUACUUGCAUGCUUUCAGAAGCCACAAAAACGUACAGAGAAAAGCGAACAUCUUCACAAAUCACGUGUGGUUAUGAUGAAACGUUCGUGGCUUUUGAUUGAGAGUCGUUCGAAUGAGUCGAUCAGUAGCAGACAGAAGUGAGUCAAGAAUUCGGUUUGUCGCAGUUAUUCGCAACACUCAAUUUGAUACGUCAUCAAUGCUUGAUUAAAUGUAAACAUUCCAGUUUGUCUUUGGUGAUUACCGAAAGUGAAAAUUUAUCAAUUGAAUGAUAACUGAAACAGGCGAACACACGCACUACUGAUAAGAUAAUUAUGUAUUUAAAGCUGAAUCGAUGGCAAAUAGAAUUUGUUUUUAUUAAAUGAACUUAGUGCUAAAUCAGAGUUCAUAGUUACAAAGCUGAAGCGGAACGUGUCAAAACGUUUAUUUAUUAAUAUUAAAAAUAUUAUCGAAGUACACAAAUAAAUUUUGAGCUAAACUAAAAAGAAAUGGAACAACCAAGAAUUCAAUUCAAAAAACUGAAAGGUUUCCCAAAAGUAGAUGAGGAAAAAGUACAAACCGUUGCCUUUCUGGAAGCAGCCACAGAAAUCGUAUCAGUCCUUGAAACAUUUGGAAAGCUUUUUUCACCUGUGAUUAGUGAUAUGAAUGGAAAUAUAUUGAAACUAAAAAAAUCUUUUGAAAAGGAUGAAAUUAAAUAUGAAUACUUGGAGGACAUGAUUACAUUAAACGUGAACGUGGAUAACUUUGCUGCAAAUGCUUUGCUGUGGUUAAAACGGGGAUUACAAUUAAUUUGCAAAUUCUUUGAAAAUAUUUUUCAUGACAAACAGAACACAGAAAGUUUAAAACAUCAUUUACAGAAUGCCUACGAAAAUACACUAAAACCUUAUCAUGGUUUCUUGGUGCAGAGCACUGUCAAGAUAAUUUAUAGUUGGGUCCCCUCGAGAACUCAGCUUAUUGGAAAUGGUGCUGCCCAUGACGAAAAUUUGGAAGUAUUAGAAAUUUUUUUACCAAUUAUGCGCAAACAUCUAAAUAGAAUUGACAUUUUAUUAAAGAAAUAUAAUUUAGACGAUGCAAGUAAACCUUAAAAUUAUCUGAAAAUAAAUCAUUUAUAUAACGAUGCUUUGGUUAGAAAUUUAACAACACAAUCAGUUAAAUUGUAUUAAGUGAUGAGUUUUAGUAUUAAAUAAAAGAAUAGUAUUUUAUAUCAAAAUAGAGUCUUCUUGCAAUGCCGCUAAAAAUUUUUAAAAUAACAGCAAAUACGCA
Molecule: messenger RNA, 1405 nt
Organism: Teleopsis dalmanni
Lineage: Eukaryota; Metazoa; Arthropoda; Insecta; Diptera; Diopsidae
Product: glycolipid transfer protein
Exons: 4
Coding region: 631-1227 (198 amino acids)
Biological process (GO): ceramide transport; intermembrane lipid transfer
Cellular component (GO): cytoplasm; cytosol; membrane
Molecular function (GO): ceramide 1-phosphate transfer activity; ceramide 1-phosphate binding
Source: RefSeq, a predicted model, not a curated record